Messenger RNA from Penaeus monodon (black tiger shrimp), 464 nucleotides. Its product is annotated as eukaryotic translation initiation factor 2-alpha kinase-like. The transcript has 3 exons. Bases 69 to 464 code for a protein of 131 amino acids. NCBI's taxonomy places the organism in Eukaryota, Metazoa, Arthropoda, Malacostraca, Decapoda, Penaeidae. The record is from RefSeq and is a predicted model, not a curated record.
GGCCUGCAGUAGUUGUGAGCACCCUCGAUGGGCGAGUGACCAGCUUAGACGCUUCGACGGGAGCUGUUAUGUGGUCACACCAGACAGGCGGCAAAAAUAAUGAUAUGCUGUCUUCAUCUAUGUCAAAGCUGGAGGUGACGUCUCGUGGGGAGUGGGUGCGACUCAUCCCCUCACUGGAUGGGGGAAUCUACCGCUUUGAUGGAGAUGGGGUGGAGGCUCUCCCUGUCACAGCUGAGACACUCCUGCACUCGUCAUUCAAGUUCAACACGGACACAGUUUUCACCGGAGGAAAGUCAACUGAAGUCUGGGGAAUGUCAGCAAACACAGGACACUUGUUAUAUGUAUGCAAUACUGGUGGAUGUAAUCGACAACAAACGGCAUCAAAGCCUAUACAUGUGUUGGUUAUCCGGCGAGUGACGCAGAUUGUCAGGGCCAUUGAUCCACAGUCUGGAGAGGAGAGGUAG